AUGUACCUUCGAGCAUAUAGCAGAAGUGUCGCACAGCCAGAUGUACUGCCAGGAGCUCUGUUGAAUGUGCUGUACAUCCGCUCAGGUGGACAGAGCUUCCGGCUAAAGAAUGCCAGGAGUUCUUGUCUAUCAUGUACUUCUUACUCCAGGAUAGUUCCUACUGCAACUUUGCUGUCAUCUGUGGUGAGGCAGAGCUGGGCAUUGGGGGUGGGCCGUGCUAAGAUAGUAGCCCUGGUGAGGGCUGUUUUGGCAGCUGAGAAAGCUCUCUCUAAUUAUGCCGAGCAAGGCUGCCAAGUUUCUUCAGCUGGUGUCGAGCCUGACCCUGAAAAGAUUUCUUCCAUAGCUGAGAUGCCAGCCCCAAAGAGUGUUAAGGACAUAUGUCAUUUCCUGGACUCUACUGGUUUCUUUAGAUGGCAUAUUAAAAACUAUGUCAAGAUUGCUGCCCCUCUCACUUGUCUCACCCAUAAAGAUAAUUUUGACCAACAUUUUGAGAUCCACACAGAUGCCUCUGGAGUAGCAAUUGGGGCAUGUCUGAUGCAAGGUGAUGAUAAUGCCCAUCUCCAUCCAGUGGCUUACUUCUCUCAGAAACUCAGGGAUGCUGAGCUGAGAUACCCAGCAAUAGAUGCCAAAGCAUUGGAGGCAGUUAGACCAUUUGACUCAUAUCGACAAGGCACACUACAUUGUGUUCCAAAUCAAUUAAGAAGAGAUGUUGCAGCCAUCUCACUUCAAGAUAUUAAACCUCAAACACUCAGACUUCAGCAGUUGGAAGAUCCUUUUUGUAAAGUUAUCUUUUACUUAGAAAAGGAAAAACUUCCCCAGCAUUGUUUACCACUUUACUUAGAUGAGUUUGAGAUGAAAGUGCACCAUAUUCCAGAUCAGGUCCUUCAUCAUUUGGUUGUACCAAAGGCCCUCUGUAGUGCGACACUCCGUCUUGCUCAUUCUAUCCUCACUGCAGCUCACCAAGGGAUUUACCACACAUACUGUAAAUUACAUGAUCUGUUUUACUUUCCAAACAUGCUUUGCACCAACGACGCAAAAGGUACAGCCUAUCGGGUACCUCUUACAGCAGGCCCUCAAUUAACACUUUCGCUUGAAAAAGUAUCAGCAGAUCUCGAGCUUGAUACAACUACUGAAGGAAAUAACAAAGAUGCCCCUACAGUUACUGAGGCUUUUCUUCGCCAUUUUGUAACUUUGUUUGGCCCCCCGAAGUUACUACAAACUGUUAUUGGCACAGAAUUCAAGAAUGUCCUCUUUUCUAAAGUUUGCGAGUUGCUAAGCAUUAAGACCAGUUAUACAACUAUUUUUCAUCCACAGGCUAAUGGCAUAGUUGAGAGGAGCAACAUAGUGGUGAAAAACACCGUAGCCACUCUACUUGAGAUUUUUCCUCAUGAGUGGGAUGAACUGCUUCCCUAUGUUCGAAUCGCUGUUAGUGUUCAUAUGUACACAGGAAUACAACCACUGUAUCUUCUAAUGGGUCAUCAUGGAAACACGAACUAUAUGGAGGAGGAUCCAAAAUCUGUAGGAGCAUAUGUCCAUAUUGCUGCAGAGACCUCCACCCAGGCCCAUGAAAAAUUGCAAUAA
Molecule: messenger RNA, 1581 nt
Organism: Penaeus monodon (black tiger shrimp)
Lineage: Eukaryota; Metazoa; Arthropoda; Malacostraca; Decapoda; Penaeidae
Exons: 5
Coding region: 1-1581 (526 amino acids)
Biological process (GO): DNA integration
Molecular function (GO): nucleic acid binding
Source: RefSeq, a predicted model, not a curated record